AUGAUCAUACGCAAGGCCUCGGGCUUUGAGUCUCGACUUGUUCUUGUUCUGGACCAUUUGUGGGUAUGCAUCUCGCGCAACGGCCAGCAUGAUGCCCUCGGCCUAGAUGCAGGUAUUUCGGGAUCUGUUGACUCUAUACUUGGAAUUGUGCUGUUUCCUACGACAGAUCAGGUCACAAAUCUUCCAGAGAUGCCUACACGAGAGUGCCACGACAAUGCUGGUGAGUCGUCGGGAUUGCAUAAUUCCAGACCUUUGUAUUGCCCGAGGGAUUUUUCAGAUUCCCAUAGCUGGCCUGCCAUCGUAAGCGCGUUGGGCGACGUGCUCGGGGGGCUCCAUGUUGCAAUGCCUAGUAACUGCACCGAUCCACCGGCGGGCCGACCCCGGGGAUUCCUUCCAGCUAAGGGACCCAUCGGCCGUGAGGGGUUGGCAGUCCAAUCUCCGUAA
Molecule: messenger RNA, 444 nt
Organism: Aspergillus niger
Lineage: Eukaryota; Fungi; Ascomycota; Eurotiomycetes; Eurotiales; Aspergillaceae
Exons: 5
Coding region: 1-444 (147 amino acids)
Source: RefSeq, a predicted model, not a curated record